AUGUCGUUCUUUGGAUUUGGCAAGAGCAAGACACCCGAGUCAACGGCUACGGACUCGGACUCGUACGCGUAUGAAGAACCUUCGUAUGAUUAUAGUGCACCAUCGGUACCCUCGUCUUUUGAUUCGUCCAAUUCGUCGUCUCUUGGCGGAAAUGGCACGUCCUCUGGCACUGCAGAAGUACAGCAGAUGAUUAUGGAAGAACAGCAACGUGCUAUGAUUCAACAAGCAAUCUCCAAGAUUACAGCAUUGGCUUGGGACAAGUGUAGUGCCAAUAAACCCGAUGCUGAGCUUUCAUACAAGGAAAAAGACUGUAUCAAGAACGUGACAUUGGCGUACCUCGACACGAGCAUGUUUGUGGUCCACCGACUUAACAAAUCUGGUAGUGCUUGA
Messenger RNA from Peronospora farinosa, 390 nucleotides. NCBI's taxonomy places the organism in Eukaryota, Oomycota, Peronosporomycetes, Peronosporales, Peronosporaceae. The record is from the annotation of a GenBank genome assembly.